AAAAAAGAAAGAAAGGAAAAAAAGCUUUCAAGUAAUUUUAUUACAACAAUCGAAAAUUUUAAAGAAAAUUUGAAAGGAAUUUAAAGAAAUCAUGAGACUGUUGGUGCUUGUUACUAUUUUAAUGCUGAUAAAUUUAUCAGUUGGAUUUCGUGGAAAUUCUAAUCGUGGCAGCUCAUCAAUAAGCAGCAGUCAAUCAAAUCAAUUAAAUAUCGGGUUGAUAGCGCCACAUACCAAUUUUGGCAAACGUGAAUAUUUGCGUGCGAUAAACUCAGCUGUUACCGGAUUAUCAAAAGCACGUGGUCAGAAGUUAACAUUUCUCAAAGACUAUGAAUUUAAUCCAAGCAACAUUCAUUUCGAAGCACUGACAUUGAAUCCUAGUCCGACAGCUAUUCUGAAUAUUUUAUGUAAACAAUUCUUGCAUGCCAAUGUGUCAGCGAUUCUUUACAUGAUGAAUUAUGAGCAGUAUGGCAGAUCAACAGCAAGCGCUCAAUAUUUCCUUCAGCUUGCUGGUUAUUUAGGAAUCCCUGUCAUAAGUUGGAAUGCUGAUAAUUCGGGACUCGAACGUCGUGCUUCACAAUCAACUUUGCAGCUUCAAUUAGCGCCAUCAAUUGAACAUCAAGCUGCAGCUAUGUUGAGUAUUCUAGAACGUUAUAAAUGGCAUCAAUUUUCAUUAGUGACAUCACAAAUCGCUGGUCAUGAUGAUUUCGUACAAGCUGUUCGUGAACAUGUCGUCGAUAUUCAAGAUCGAUUCAAAUUCACAAUUCUCAAUUCGAUUAUUGUGACACGUCCAAGCGAUUUAGUUGAUUUGGUGAAUAGUGAAGCACGUGUUAUGUUACUUUACUGUACGAAGAGUGAAGCUAUUGAUAUUCUGAAAGCUGCUAAGGAACUUCACAUCACGGGGGAAAACUACGUUUGGGUCGUGACACAAUCAGUGAUUGAAAAUAAUCAACCACAUUCACAAUUUCCUGUCGGCAUGUUAGGUGUUCAUUUUGACACGACAUCAGCAAGCUUAGUCAAUGAAAUCUCGACAGCUAUCAAAGUUUAUGCAUCUGGUGUUGAAUAUUUUCUGAAUGAUCCAAGUAAUCGAGGAAAGAAAUUGAAUACCCAUGGCUUGUCAUGCGAAGAUGAAGGAAGGGGACGAUGGGAUACCGGAGAAAUCUUCUUCCGUUACCUUCGAAAUGUAUCAAUCGAAGGUGAAACAAACAAACCAAAUAUCGAAUUUACAACCGACGGUGAUUUGAAAUCAGCGGAAUUGAAAAUUAUGAAUCUUAGGCCGAGUGUUAACAGUAAAGGAAUUGUAUGGGAAGAAAUUGGUGUAUGGAAAUCAUGGCCGACACAUUCGCAGCAAAAGUUGGACAUUAGAGAUAUUUAUUGGCCGGGAAAUUCUCAUGCACCACCUCAAGGUGUUCCUGAAAAGUUUCAUUUAAAGAUUACAUUCUUGGAAGAAGCUCCUUACAUUAACUUAUCACCAGCAGAUCCCAUUUCUGGGAAAUGUUUGAUGGAUCGUGGGGUUUUAUGUCGUGUAGCUGCUGAUCCCGACAUAACUGAUAUCGAUCAAUCUCAUAAAAAUGGUUCAUUCCAUCAAUGUUGUUCAGGUUUUUGUAUAGAUUUGCUUGAAAAGUUUGCGGAAGAACUUGGAUUUACUUAUGAAUUGGUGCGCGUUGAAGAUGGUCGAUGGGGAACUUUGGAGAAUGGAAAAUGGAAUGGAUUGAUAGCUGAACUUGUUAAUCGUAAAACUGACAUGGUUUUGACGUCUCUCAUGAUAAAUGCAGAACGUGAAGCUGUUGUUGACUUUAGUGAACCAUUCAUGGAAACUGGAAUUGCGAUAGUUGUCGCAAAACGAACGGGAAUCAUCUCACCAACAGCAUUUCUUGAACCUUUUGACACAGCAAGUUGGAUGUUGGUUGGAGUUGUGGCAAUUCAAGCUGCGACUUUCAUGAUUUUCUUAUUCGAAUUUCUCUCUCCAAGUGGAUUUGAUAUGAAGUUGACAGUUCAAACGAACUCCAACGGUGUUCUCCCUUAUCGUUUUUCACUAUUUAGAACUUAUUGGCUUGUAUGGGCCGUUUUGUUUCAAGCCGCAGUCCAUGUUGACUCCCCUAGAGGUUUCACAGCACGAUUUAUGACGAAUGUGUGGGCGAUGUUUGCUGUUGUUUUUCUUGCCAUUUAUACAGCUAACUUGGCAGCUUUCAUGAUAACAAGAGAAGAGUUUCAUGAAUUCACUGGACUUGAUGAUACAAGAUUGUCACGACCAUUCUCUCAUAAGCCUCCAAUUAAAUUUGGCACAAUUCCUUGGAGCCAUUCGGACUCAACAAUGGCAAAAUACUUUAAGGAAAUGCAUUACUACAUGAAGAAGUUUAAUAAGACUUCAAUCAAUGAAGGUGUUGCUGCUGUGUUGGCUGGCAAUCUCGACGCUUUUAUUUACGAUGGAACAGUUUUAGAUUAUCUCGUUCAACAAGACGAAGAUUGUCGAUUGUUGACGGUUGGACAAUGGUAUGCAAUGACGGGUUAUGGUUUGGCAUUCAGUAGAAACUCAAAAUAUGUUCAAAUGUUCAACAAGCGUUUACUUGAGUUUCGAGCCAAUGGAGAUCUUGAGAGAUUGAGACGAUAUUGGAUGACCGGCAAUUGUAGAUCAGGAAAACAAGAACAUAAAUCUUCAGAUCCUUUAGCACUAGAACAGUUCUUGUCAGCUUUUCUCCUAUUGAUGGCGGGAGUUUUGUUAGCUGCUCUUUUGUUGCUUCUCGAACAUCUUUACUUUAAAUAUUUUCGAGCACGUUUGGCAAAAAAAGAUCGUGGAGGUUGCUGUGCGUUAAUCUCGUUAUCAAUGGGGAAAUCUUUAACUUUUCGAGGUGCAGUUUAUGAAGCUCAAGAACUGAUUAAAAAUCAUCGUUGUCGUGAUCCACUUUGUGACACGCAUUUAUGGAAGGUUAAACAUGAACUUGAUAUGACAAGGUUGAGGGUAAGGCAAUUGGAGAAAGCGAUGGACUCACAUGGCUUAAAGCCACCUCAAAUCAGAUUAUCAUCAAUGUCAAAUCUCAUCGCUGAACGUAAGGAGAAGGCAAACAUUUUAGGAAAUCUGAGUUUAGGUGGCAGCGCUCAAGAUUUGUAUCGAUGGACAUACAAGACAGAAAUUGCUGAAAUGGAAACAGUUUUGUAAGAUUAGAUAUCAUGAAUUAGUGUAAUCCAAACCUAAAUUAGUGUAAUGAUUAAAGUUUAUAUUGAUAGUGUUAAAUGUCAAGAAGUGGUCGAUGAUGAGAUUGAUAAGUUUUUUUCUAUUCACUUCACUAUUCUCGCUUAUGUUGAAAAGAUAAUUAUUUUAAAAUAUUUUUAUAACAUUUUCAUUCUUUAAUCGACUAACUUCAGAAUUAAACUUUUUACCUUGAACAAGAAGAAAAUAACAGGAAUGCUGAUGUAGCAGUUUCGAUAGACAUGAAUCAAAACUAAUUGCAUUAAUCAAUUAAAUGUUACUUAAUUAUCGGAAUCAAUCAAUAUAUCAUAAAAAUUGUUAUCUACUUAGUUGCAUUGUUGAAG
Messenger RNA from Clunio marinus, 3528 nucleotides. The record is from the annotation of a GenBank genome assembly. NCBI's taxonomy places the organism in Eukaryota, Metazoa, Arthropoda, Insecta, Diptera, Chironomidae.